UCCCCAUUUUUCCUUGUUUCGCUUCUCUUAUUGUUUUCUUGUCUUAGCAUUUUUGCUUCACAGAACGCAACUCAAAACAAAAGUGAUGAAUCUAUACUUUUUGCCUUAAAAUCCCACAUCACUUCGGAUCCUUCCAAUAUUUUGAAAAAUAAUUGGACAAGUGGAACCUCGUUUUGCACAUGGAUAGGAGUUACUUGUGAUUCACUUCGUAGUAGGGUGACUAAAUUAGAUAUCUCUGUUAUGGAACUCGAAGGAAGCAUUCCACAGGAAAUUGGAAAUCUUUCUUCUCUUGUUUUUCUAGAUUUGAGUUGGAACUCUUUUCAUGGUACAAUACCAUCCACCGUUGGGAAUCUAUCAAAUCUUCAGGUCCUAUACCUCUCGUCCAACAAAUUAAAUGGUACAAUACCAUCCACCAUUGGGAAUCUAUCAAAUCUGCAGUUACUAUAUCUCUCUUCCAAUGAAUUAAAUGGUCCAAUACCAUCCACCAUUGGGAAUCUAUCCAAUUUGCGAGUGCUAUAUCUCUCUUCCAACAAACUAAAUGGCCCAAUACCAUCCACCAUUGGCAAUCUAUCAAAUUUGGAGUUUUUAUUGCUCUCUUCCAACAAAUUAAAUGGUCCAAUACCAUCCAUCGUAGGGAAUCUAUCACAUCUGCAGAAUUUACAGCUCUUUUCCAACAAAUUAAAUGGUACAAUACCAUCCAACAUUGGGAAUUUACCAGAUUUAUAUGUAUUAGAACUCUCUUCCAACAAAUUAAAUGGUGAGCUUCCAUUCUCCAUCUGCAACUUGACAUCCCUUGAGGUUCUUCUACUCUCAAAUAACAGUUUGGAAGGGAAAGUUCCACAAUGCUUUCGAAACUUGAGCAAAUCUUUGCUCAUAUUUCAUUUAAAUGCAAAUUCCUUUAGUGGCCCCAUUCCAUCAAUAUUUAUCAAAGGGUGUAGUCUUCAGUCCAUCAAUUUGAGUGGAAAUAAAUUGCAAGGAAGAUUACCUAAAUCCUUAAUCAAUUGCAAAAGUCUAAAGGGUCUCGAUGUUGGAAAUAAUAGAAUACAAGAUGAAUUUCCGUUUUGGAUGGAAGCUCUUCCUGAGUUUCGAGUGCUCGUCUUGAAGUCUAACAAGUUUGAUGGUAACAUGUCACUGGCUUCACGAAGCAACCUUCAAUUUCCGAAGUUGCAAGUUUUAGAUAUAUCGAGGAAUGCAUUUGUGGGCUCUCUACCUCAAAGAUAUUUCAAGAGUUUUAGAGCAAUGAUGGAUGUGAAGGAAAAUCAAACAGAAAGGGACAUUAAUACUGAUGAAUAUUUCUUUCAAAGGCAUAUGGAGAUGAGAAUUACCUUGAAAGGUUUGGAUCAGUUAUUGAAGAGAUUGUUGGAAGACUUUACAAUCAUUGACUUAUCCUCUAAUAAAUUCUCUGGGACUAUUCCACGUUUCAUAGGUAAUCUUAAUUCUUUGAGAUACUUGAAUUUGUCGCACAAUAAUCUCAUGGGACACAUACCUGCAUCUCUUGGAAAUAUAAGUGUGCUUGAAUCAUUGGACUUGUCAUCGAACAAAUUGGAGGGAGGAAUUCCAAGUGAAUUGACAAGCUUGACAUUUCUUGCGAAAUUAAACCUUUCAAUGAAUGAUCUCGUGGGGCAAAUACCACAAUCUACUCAGUUUUCCACAUUUGAGAAUGAUUCAUACGUGGGAAACUUGAGAUUGUGUGGAGUUCCGUUGACGAGAAAAUGCAACGAGGAGAAUGGGCAGCGGAUGCAGCCAGAAGAAGAAGAAGAAGAAGAGUAUGGAUUUAUAGAUGGAUUUGGAUGGAGAAGUGUGGUGAUGGGAUAUGGAAGUGGAUUCAUAGUUGGAAUUGGAAUUGGUUGUUGGAUUAUUUGAUUUGGAAGGCCAAGAUGGUUGGUGGAAUUCUUUUUUGGCGUUGGAUAUACAUACAACAAGAACAAGAAGAAGAAGAAGAAGAGAAGGAAGAGAGCUACUCCAACACACAGGAGAAGUUGAUUCAAGACAAGCAUAUAUCAUGAGCUUUUCUUUCUUGCUUUUUUAUUCUUUACCGGACUUUAGAUUGUUGUUUUUUUAUUGCUACUUGUGAGUUUGUGCUUUUGAGUUUAUAAAAUUUCAUGCUGCUACGUGA
Molecule: messenger RNA, 2116 nt
Organism: Salvia miltiorrhiza (redroot sage)
Lineage: Eukaryota; Viridiplantae; Streptophyta; Magnoliopsida; Lamiales; Lamiaceae
Product: receptor-like protein 9DC3
Exons: 7
Coding region: 241-1863 (540 amino acids)
Molecular function (GO): protein binding
Source: RefSeq, a predicted model, not a curated record